UAUGCCCAAUUUUGAAGUUCCCACGAAGCAGGGUCAAGUUGUACUUCGAUGUUCCCUUGCAGAAGGAGGAAUGGCCUCGUGUUUUGCAUUUUUGCCAGCAAAGGCUCUAACGCCACCGUACGUACCGGAGACCGUCUUGACGUAUUUUCCAUUCCACCUGUCUCAUCAUGGAUAAUUCGUCUGUCCUGAGUGACGAGGACUACGAUGUCAUCUCUAACCCUGGUCAGCGCUCCUUGGAGUCCAGCAUUGCCGACUUGCAUCAUAUUCCAGCCUUGACGACUCAUGAACCUGCCCCAUCUGAUGCAGCUAGGGAACGACUCAGCACAGUGGCGCUGAGUCCUGUGGAUAUACAAACGUAUGUGCAGAAUGCACUUGACGCGUCUGGUGCGGGGAAAUACCCACGGGACAACAGGACUCUGAGAGUGUAUGUUGACGGCGUAUUUGAUGUGUUGACUACUGCGCAUGCACAUCAGCUCCGUCAAGCGAAGCUCUCAUUCCCUUCCGUACAUCUUAUUGUUGGAGUGCUUUCGGAUGAGCAAUGUCGAGCUCACAAUGCUACACCUCAUUUCUCACAUCUCGAGCGUUGCGAGCUUAUGCGGCACUGUCGCUGGGUAGAUGAAGUGCUAUAUGACGGACCAUGGACAGUGAACGAUCGCUUUAUUAUGGACAAGCGUAUCGAUUAUCUUGCUUUGGAGGAGGGCUCUUCUGUUAACCCCGAAUUUGAUAAGGAACGACUCAAAGGAUACGACACGGUAAAGAGACUAGGACGAGUCCUACCCACUCGAAUGACUUCCGGACUGACUGCCGCUCCACUUUUGGGUUCUUAUAAAACGUCACAAGACAUCACGCCAUUCCAAGAACUUGCAGAAAUGGUAUUAGAACAACCCGGCCACAACACAUUUUCGCACUCGGCCAACCUUUCGCCUCCGAAAACUUCUACUACCACGUCCGCCGACAGCAAGACUCUUGACCUCGGGGCGAUGGAGGCACUUGAAGCCAUGACGAACGAGCUGGCGGAGAGGUGCGCUCGACAGCAGAGGCAGCCAGCCCGAGGGUAGAUACGGGGGGAUCCGAUGCGGCUUCCACAUUGAGAGGCUUACUUUUGACGUACAGUAACUAUGACGGGCUUUUACACCUGUGCUGCGUUGCCACUUAUGCUAUUUAGCUGUUCUUACUUUAGAAUAUUGGUUCUAUGAACACUUUCUGCACACACUUGACUUGUCAUCGAAUCUC
Molecule: messenger RNA, 1233 nt
Organism: Suillus clintonianus
Lineage: Eukaryota; Fungi; Basidiomycota; Agaricomycetes; Boletales; Suillaceae
Exons: 3
Coding region: 168-1058 (296 amino acids)
Biological process (GO): CDP-choline pathway
Cellular component (GO): nuclear envelope
Molecular function (GO): phosphatidylcholine binding; choline-phosphate cytidylyltransferase activity
Source: RefSeq, a predicted model, not a curated record